Messenger RNA from Haliotis rufescens (red abalone), 5865 nucleotides. Its product is annotated as serine/threonine-protein phosphatase 6 regulatory ankyrin repeat subunit A-like. Gene Ontology annotation, molecular function: protein binding. The transcript is spliced from 10 exons. NCBI's taxonomy places the organism in Eukaryota, Metazoa, Mollusca, Gastropoda, Lepetellida, Haliotidae. The coding region runs from base 184 to 5304 and encodes 1706 amino acids. The record is from RefSeq and is a predicted model, not a curated record.
CUUGCGACAUGCGCAGGCCUCGGUUGACCUACAUAGCUAUGCACCUAAUGCAUUAACAACACAAAGCAGUGACACACACGUGCAGAUAUCGGAUCAUUAACCGAGAGAGACGGAGAUCCACAUCGGGAUUAACAAUGUAGUCUUGACUGUAGCAGUAGUUUCUGCGUUGUACGGCACUACAACAUGGAUGCCUCUCGAGCCGUGCUUGUCCUCUACCAAACUCUGCUGAUAGUCACACACGGUCAAGAGAGCUGCAUUUGGGGAAAAUAUGGAGAAAACUGCAGCAAAGACUGCCCUUCCAACUGUAUCGCCAAUCCAGGGAGAAACAUCAGGCACUGCCACAAAGAGACAGGGAGGUGCUCGGAGGGGUGUGUGCCGGGGUGGUUUGAGGAUCUCUGUGAUCACGCCUGUAGCAAGAACUGCCUGAGAAACAUCUGUAAUCGGCAAAAUGGAAUCUGCACGUUUGGUUGUAGUGGAGACUAUACAGGCGACUAUUGUAACAUUGGACAAGUAGACGCAUCUCCGAAAGGUCCUAUUGACUCAACCACGAACGGUCCUGUCGACACCACCACAACACAACCCACGAAUCUUGCUGCGAUUCUUGUCCCUGUGUUCAUCGUCAUCAUCGUUGUCGCUAUCAUCCUUGCUGUGGUGUUGCUCAAACUAAAACGGAGAAGGGGGCGUUCAGAUAACAGUCCUGCUGAACGUCUGUCCUUGAUCGAGAAGCAGCCUGAAGCAGGUCAGUGCACAUCUUCAAGGGAUGAGGAUACUCUCUGCAGCCAUUCAGACGGAGAGAAGCUACCAAGAGAUCUGCCAUGCCAGAUAGAGGAUAUCAAGGGCCUAUUCAUUGAAACUGAGAGUUUCAAAGAGGUGAAAGAGAAGUUGAAUAGGUUUGGCCAUGUGACAAUAAGCGGUGCUCCAGGAGAAGGUAAAACAUCCAUGGCCCUGAUGUUGGGAGCUGAAUACAGGAAGCAGGGGUAUGAGCUGGUACUGGUUGAGGAUGUUGGGACUCUUCAGUUGUCUGAUUGCCUAGGUCAGGGCAAGGACGUGUGUGUCAUAUUCGAUGACAUAUUUCAGAAGGGUGGAUCUAUGGAUGUGCAUCGCCUGAGACAAGUUCUCUAUGAGCUCCAUGGACAUCUUGAACAAUGGAAAACCAAGUUGGAAACAAGAUACCAGAGUCUCCAGCAAACACGAGGGGCGGAACAGAGGAGGACCGACCAACCAAACCUGUAUGUUAUAUUCACCACAGAUAGCAACAACCUUGAAUGUGCAAUGUCAAAACUUGAAGGCCAUAUAUUUUUCCAAAACUCUUCAGUGGUAGACUUGACCAAAUCAAAGAAAAUGGAAGAGAAGAAGGCCAUAUGGUUGAAACACAAAAGUCACUAUAACUGUGAAACUGACGUUGAUGUGACUACAAUUAUUUCAUACGAGGAAACUGUUGGUUUUCCUCUGGCAUGCAAACUUUUCUCAACACACAUGCCUUUUCAAGAGCUCAAGGAAACGUUUUUUGAAAGGUCUCUGUUCUAUCUUCAACGUGCUUUUCAUCAGGACACAAGUCAACUUGAUGACCAGUCCCUUAAACUGCUGCUGAAGUCAAUGUGUGAUGGUGAAGUGAAAAUCAGGCAACUGGAGACUGAAUCUGAUGCAGACCUGAAACGGGUUUUAACUCUUGUCUCAUUAUUCCAUCCUCUUAUACAUGACACAUGCAUGUCUGCGUUAUUGAAUACUAGGCCAGAGCUUGUCCUUCAUAACUGCAGUAUAAAGUUUAUUUGUGAGCAUGUACCUAACCAGCAACACAACAAUGCUCAUGUAGAACAGAAUGUCAUGCAUUUCUCAGAUGCCUACAGUGACACCAUUGCUGCCAGGCUGGCUGAAGCUGUUGUUGCUGGCACUUUCAGUAGGUACAUCAUGCAUCCCAUAUGGAAAAGGAAAGACAUAGAAGAUAAAGUGUACCAAAUGCUUAAAGAUGUAGGCACUAUGUCUUCUGAUUCUAAGCACAGCGUUCUCCAUUUUGCCUGUUUCUCUGGGAACAAUGACAUCACUGAAAGAUUUCUCCCUCACUGUGACAUCAAUAGACGUGCUGUGAAUGGCUGGACGCCCGCUAUGUUCGCUGUAACUGGUGGACAGAUGGAUACUUUGAAACUUCUCGUCAAAGGUCAAGCUGAUAUCACAUUAUGUGAUUCCUCGAACAACGACCUAUUCCAUUUGGCUUGUGAAUAUGGGGAUAUGUCAAUAGUGGAGUAUGUGGAAAGAGUGAUGACGAAAGGUACAGCUUGGCAUGUCAAUUGCCGAGGAAUGAAUGACAUGACACCAGUUAUGUGUGCAGUUUUCUCUGGAAAGAAUGACCUCUUGCACUAUCUUGUCAAGAAGAAGACAACUGAUUUAACAUUACAAGAUAGGAACAACAACACUGUUCUUCAUCUGGCAUGUAUGUAUGCAAAUGAGUCCAUUGUUAAUUCGUUGUUGCCAUUAACAGAUAGAGAUUGUCAUGGGGAAAAUGGCAUGACACCUAUAAUGUGUGCACUAUUGUCUGGGAGGAGGGACAUAUUCAACCUUCUCAUGUCACACAGUGCAGACAUCUCUUUGACUGAUGAUGACAACAACAGCCUCCUUCACUUGGCCUGCCUCCUUGAUGAUGUACCCCAAAUUCUACUUACAGACUUUGACAUUGAUGUUCCAGGAAGUCAUGGUUGGACACCUGUAAUGAAGGCAGCAGUCAAUGGAGCAGCGCAUGCAUUUCACCUGCUUGUGGAGGCAAAGGCUGAUCUUUACCCGAAAGAUGACAACAACAACAAUAUCCUUCAUCUUGCAUGCCAUGGUGGACAUGUCUCCAUUGUGAAAUAUCUACUGACAAGGUUUGAUAUAAAUGCUUGUGGAAAUAAUGGAUGGACGCCAGUAAUGUACGCAGCUGCCAAUGGAGAGAAGAACGUGUUUGACCUGCUUGUGUCAAAGAGGGCUGAUUUAUCCCUGAAGGAUGACUACAACAAUUCAGUAUGUAAUUUAGCAUGUGCAGGUGGAAAUAUGUCCAUCGUUGAAUAUUUACUUCCAAAGUAUGAGAUCAAUAGUCGGGGUGACCACGGGAGAACUGCAAUUAUGAAUGCUGCCUGGUCAGGCCAAAGUCAUAUUUUCAAAUUGCUUGUGUCACAGGACGUUGAUCUUAAACUGACUGACGACAACAAUGACACGGUGCUUCAUUUUGCCUGCGAGGGAGGGGAUGCAGCCAUUGUGGAACAUCUCCUGACCAGAGUUGACCUCAAUACUCGAGGAAGGAAUGCUUGGACCCCGGUCAUGGUCGCAGCUCGCUUUGGAAAAUUAGAUCCUUUCAACUUGCUUGUUUCAAAACAAGUAGAUCUCAGACCGACUGACGACCACGGUAACAACAUGCUACAUCUUGCAUGUCAGGGAGGAAACAGGUUCAUCAUAGAGCAUCUGCUUCCACUGUUUGACAUCAACAGUCGAGGACAGGAUGGAAGGACGGCUGUGAUGUAUGCAGCUGUCAAUGGACUGAAAAGUGUAUUUGACCUGCUUGUCUCAAACAAGGCUGAUGUUUUACUGAAGGAUGACUACAACAAUUCUGUAUUUCAUUUAGCAUGUCUAGGUGGAAACAGUUCAAUUGUGGAACAACUAUUUCCAAAUGUUGAUCUCAACAGUGUGGAUGACAAUGGGAGAACAGCAAUCAUGAAGGCAGCUUGUGCUCGAAACAAGAGUGUUUUUAAUUUUCUUGUCUCAAAGAACUCCGAUGUGAAAGUGAUAGAUGACUACAGAGACAGUGUGCUACAUUUCGCAUGUAAUGGCGGAGACAAGACUAUUGUUGAGUGCAUUCUUCAAAGGCUUGACAUCAAUACCCGGGGAAGGAAUGGUUGCACACCAGUGAUGAUUGCAGGUCGUUUUGGAAACAGACAUCUGUUCAACUUGCUUGUUUCAAAGGAAGCGGAUCUCACUAUGACUGACGACCACGGUAACAACAUCCUCCACCUUGCAUGUCAGGGAGGAAACAGGUUCAUCAUAGAGCAUAUGCUUCGACUGUGUGACAUCAACAGUUGCGGACAGGAUGGCAAGACGGCUGUGAUGUAUGCAGCUGUCAAUGGACGAAGGAGGGCGUUUGACCUGCUUGUCUCAAAUGGGGCUGAUAUUUCCCUGAAGGAUGACUACAAAAAUACUGUAUUUAAUUUAGCAUGUAUAGGUGGAAAUAUGUCCAUUAUGGAAUGUUUACUUCCAGAGUAUGAGAUCAACAGUCGGGCUCACAUCGAGAGAACAGCAAUAAUGGAGGUAGCUUUGGCAGGCAAAAUACAUGUCUUUGACUUUCUCGUGUCAAAGGACGCUGACCUGAAACUGAUAGAUGCCUACACGGAUACAGUUCUACAUUGUGCAUGUCAAGGAGGGAACACAGCCAUUGUAGAAUAUCUUCGGGAGAUAUUGGACAUUAAUGAGAAGGGACAGAAUGGCUUGACACCAGUAAUGCAUGCAGCUAGGGCUGGUCAGAAGAAUGUAUUCAAUCUGCUUGUAUCACAACAAGAUGAGUUGAAUCUGCUUGAUCACACCAGGAACAAUUUACUGCAUCUUGCUUGUCAGGGGGGAAACCAUUUCAUCAUAAAGUACCUCUUGCAAAAGUUUGACGUUAAUGGUCCUGGACAAGACGGGUGGACACCAAUAAUGAUGGCAGCUCUCAGUGGAAAGAUGGAUGCUUAUGAUCUGCUUGCAUCAAAUGGGAGCAUUCCAUCCCUGACUACUCCGCAGAAUGAUAAUGUUCUUCAUGCAGCAAGUCAAGGUGGUAACAAGGCCAUAGUAAGGAAGGUCAUUGACAUCUUUGACAUCAACACCAGGGGCAGGAAUGGUUCCACACCUCUGAUGAGGGCUGUUAUUGGAGGCCACAUUAGUGUGCUGAAGUUCCUGAUGUCUCGUUCAGCUGACGAUACUCUGGUGGACAAUGAUGGGCUCACCCUUCUACAUCUUGCUUGUACAUAUGGUCACCUUGAUGUUGUGAAACACAUCUCAGACAGGUUUGAUAUAAACACUAAAGACAAGGCUGGUUUAACAUGCAUCAUGACAUCGGUACUGUAUGGUAAAGUUGCAGUAUUUGAAUACCUGCAAAGUAGAGACGCAGAUUUGUUACUAGUUGACAAUGAAGGCGAUGACGCCUUAAAUCUUGCCCUUAAAGUAGACUGCAAGCAAAUCAUAGAAAAGCUGUCAUCAGGUAGAGAGUCAGAGAGGAACGUCACACCAUGGAGUGCCCUUAUGAAGGCAGACAUAAGGUCAGAUGUGUAUCAUCUGAAUAAAAACCGGCAAGUUUCCCUUAGGCUCUAAUGAGGCCACUGUAGAGGAUGUUAUUGACAACUUUGACAUCAACACUAGUGGAAGGAAUGGCGAGACUCCUCUGACGAGAGCAGUCCGCUGAGGUCACAUUGCCGUGUACAGAUACUUGGUGUUCUGCAGUGCUGACCGUACUCUCCUCGACGAUGACUGACAUAAUAUUCUACAUCUUGCUCGUCAUCACGGACAACUUGUAAUAUUAAAAUAUGCCAUUGAUUAUUUCGAUAUCAACUGAAAGGACAAUAUUGGUGUGACACCUGGAAUGACGGCAGCUCUACACCAGCAAGCUGCAGUACUCAAAUACAAUAAAGGCACAUAUCUGACUUUAGUUGACAACACGGGAGACGAUGCCUUUACUCUCGUGCUUUAGUUUGGAAGCAGACAAAUACAUAAAAAAGCAACUAGAACGUAAACCAGACAAGACAGUGACUCCAUGGAAUGAACUUAUGACAAAUUUGGUAAGAAUGGAAAAGUCACACCUUGUGUCCACAGAGACACACUCUACACUGAAAACUAUAACAAGGUUUAUAUUGUACAUUAAAUGCUGUAUUAGUA